Molecule: messenger RNA, 1080 nt
Organism: Gloeophyllum trabeum ATCC 11539
Lineage: Eukaryota; Fungi; Basidiomycota; Agaricomycetes; Gloeophyllales; Gloeophyllaceae
Exons: 5
Coding region: 1-1080 (359 amino acids)
Source: RefSeq, a predicted model, not a curated record
AUGGAUGGCGUAUACCACUUCUUCCCUCCCGGUCCUGAAGGCCCCGAUGGCAACCACGCAGGGGGUCUCACACCUUCGGAUAGCGGCGACAGCCUCAAUAAUGGCAUCUCUACGUGGUCUGCUCAGUCUUCCAAUAUCCUGGCGCGCUUGAAGAACAGGGUGGCCACCACAGGACUUGGGAGCCUCUUCUCUAACUCUAACUCUGGAUACCAGGCUGUCCAGCGCGGUGCACUCGAAUUUGGGCCGGACCUCGAUUCUCAGAUUGUAACCUUGGCUCCCGCGGAUUGCGCCGCCGCCGGUACUCAACUGCAAGAGUCCCAGUCUCUCUCGCCGUCGACGACGCUCGCUGGCUCUCUCCACGCCAAGUCGGUAUCCUCGGACUCGCGCUCUUCGCUCUCGACUUGCUACUCCGAACAGACCUGUAUAUCUGUGCCCGACUCUCAGUCUCAGGUGCACCAGCGCACGUUCACGUGGUUUACCGAGGACGAGUGCCGCGACGAGCGCCUCGAGGAGAUCAAGCGGGGCAAGCAGCCCGCGAAGCCCAUCGACUAUGAUACUCUUCUGGCGGAUAUCACCAACGACCGGCUUGGGCUCCAAGAAUCCCAUACUCCAGCUGCAGUAGAAGACGACAUUGGCGAGUGGGUCGGUCUGGAAUAUACGCUCGAGUUGAGCAGGCGCGACCGCCGGCCCUCCGAGCUACACACGCCCACCCCGGGCGAGCAUUCCAAGAGCCGCGAGUCCUGGGCUGCAAUACGCAAAGGCGCCGUCGACCCGCUCCGCGCGGAGGAAGAUUACCUGCAGUGGGUAUCCUGGCGCCGGACGCUCGACGCACAGCAGUUCGACCGGCGCUCGCGCGAGCGCGCGCUGCUCUACCUCGACGAGCGGCGGAUCCGCGACUGGCUCGCCUCGCACCGCGCGGGCGUUGCUAGCCCCCGGGAUAUGAAGCUCCUCCGCGACAAUCUCGCUUCCAUUACCGAUCGCCGUCCAGACCCGUAUAUACCUGCCAGGAAGCACACCCUCGCCUGGAGAUUGAAGAGGUCCAGGUCCUGCGGCUGCCUGCGGGAGCUACGACGCGACUAA